CAUUAAGCCUCCCUCCAACCUCAGUCCCAACCUGAAGAGUCUACUCCCCUGGUGAAGUCUUAGCUCACAAGAGCCUUCUGAAACGAGAAGCCAGGAAGACUCAGUGAAAGCCUCCUCCUUAAGUUUCGUGGAGAGAGACAGAGGUGUAGAACCAUCCUUACUGCCACCUGACCCGAAGCAGGAGAAACCGGUGACAGCUUGGAGACCAGGUAACACCAGGAGGCACAGUCUCGCGCGCAGCCUUCCCAGCAGGACACAGUGGGGACUUCAGCCCUGGUUCCGCUGAUGAGGGGAUCUAACCCGGGGGCCUCCAUGUGUACCACCAGCACCUGUGACCUGGAGGACAUUCCCCUGGAUGACGAUGACCCAGACAGCAUGGAAUUCAAAAUCCUGGAGUUCUACGUCAAACACCAUGUCUUCAGGAACACCUCUGCUGUCCUCUCACCAAAGCCCCUGAGAACAAGAAGUUUGUCCCAGAGAGGACCGGGGCCAGCAAUCGAGGCCUGGGCUCAGGGGCCAUGGCCGUGCAGAAAUUCCCAAUCCAGCGAGAAGGCCGUACACCUUGCCAAGAAGAAGUCGUCUUGGAGAACACUCUUCGGAGUAGUGGAGAAGGAGGAUGAUUCACAGAGCUCACCUCCGGAGAUCCGUGCUCAGGGGCAAAGGGCCGGCAAACCUCAGAGCGGUCCCCGCAGUCAGCAGCGGCCUCUGUCCCUCUCUACAGCGGAACGGCGCUCAGAGCAUCAAGCUGUGGACCCCAAAGUCGUUUCCAUCGCCAACCGAGUUGCUGAAAUUGUUUACUCCUGGCCGCCACCAGAAGAGCAGCACAACCUCUUAAAGGGAGGAGGCUUCCAGUCCACGGGGACUUUUGUACUACAGGGUCUCCAGCUCCAGGGCCCCCAGCUCCAGGGCCCCCAGCCUAAAGCCCCAAGUGCGAAGAAAGAUGGAGAAGACCAAAUUAUAGCCAAAAUCGUUGAGCUGCUGAAAUAUUCAGGGGAUCAGUUGGAAAGAGAGCUGAAGAAAGACAAGGCUUUGAUGAGCAGAUUCCAGGAUGGGCUGACCUACCCUGUUUUCAAGACCAUCACAGACCAGUUCCUAAGGGCUGUGGACACCAGAGGAGAAUCAGAGGUCAAAGUUCACAGCUUUAAGGCUGCUCUUGCAAUAGACGCCAUGUCCAAGCUCACAGCCAUCGACAACCACCCCAUGAACAAGGUGCUGGGCUUUGGAGCCAAGUACCUGAAAGAGAACUUCACGCCCUGGAUCCAGCAGCAUGGUGGAUGGGAAAAAGUACUUGGGGUAUCAGACGAAGAAGUACAGAGGAGAUCACAUGAAGAAGUAGACUGAAGCAUCUGAGGAUUUGUGACCUGGGAUACCCAUGGUCCAGCUCUGGCCUUGCGUGCAUCAGUCUCAGCACAGACGACGGGAGAAAACAAAAAUGUACAAGCCAGGUGGAGCAUCAAAGCCUGCACAACCGUUCUUCCUGUCAACCCAGAGGCAUCAGGAGAGGCCUGGGUCGUCCCUAGCUCACAGAAAGUAGAAGCGUGGCCCUUGACACCCAUGUUUUCAGGUCCUCCAUCGAGUAUGUGAGGAAGUCUAGAAAGACCAGUGGUAAUUUUCCCUUCAGAGGCUUACAACAGAAACCACCCUCCUGCCUCUGCUGGCCACUUUAGGGAAGUACGUGACGGAUACUCGUUGACCUCAUGAGGGUGAAAUGAUAAAAUGGUGCAUGUGCUUAUUACUCUUUGGGUUCUAGUACUAUUUAUUUUUUAAACUUCACUUGGGAUGGCCCAGUAACGACAUUGUUUCAAGCCUACCUUUAGGAUGGCGUGGCUGUUCAUGUUGGUAGAUACUGCUCAUGGAGACACUGCCAUAGCUACCUUUUGGACUCAGUCUCUUGGAGAAUUUUCUGGCUGUUUGUAAAAUCUUCCAUCUGGCAGAAAACAAUUACUCCUGCCACCCUCAGCUAUCUCACUGACCCCGUCUCUACUUCUCAAGUUUCCUGGGACUUUUUGUUUGUUCGUUUGUUUUUUGAGGUAGUGUAAUGAUUAGUAGUUGGUAAAAUAAAUAAUGUGGAAAGACAACUGU
Molecule: messenger RNA, 2082 nt
Organism: Vicugna pacos (alpaca)
Lineage: Eukaryota; Metazoa; Chordata; Mammalia; Artiodactyla; Camelidae
Source: RefSeq, a predicted model, not a curated record